Messenger RNA from Phyllopteryx taeniolatus (common seadragon), 948 nucleotides. It is a transcript of the gene commd5, whose product is annotated as COMM domain containing 5. The coding region runs from base 120 to 755 and encodes 211 amino acids. The transcript is spliced from 7 exons. Gene Ontology annotation, cellular component: nucleus. The record is from RefSeq and is a predicted model, not a curated record. NCBI's taxonomy places the organism in Eukaryota, Metazoa, Chordata, Actinopteri, Syngnathiformes, Syngnathidae.
UUUACGCUCGCUAACACAAGUCAUGUGACGCAACGCGGAAGUUGUCACGUCUUCUAAAACAAAACUUGACUGUUUAAAUUUUAUUAGUGAGUAUUUAGUUUAAAAUAUAAUAUUUAGGAAUGUCGUUUUCCCACGAAAAGGACACCAGCUUUCUGGGUGCUAGAAUACCACCUGAAAUCGAGUCGAUGUCAAAUGGCUUGAAGGAUGUGGAGCAAGAGAUGUUCAGAAAAUUACUGAAAGUUGUGGUGAAUGCCCUGGAGGGAAAGGACUGCAGAGACACGAUGAAGUCAAUAGCAGACAACAGUGGCCUUCCACAGGAGAAGCUCAGUCACAUUGUAGCUGGAAUGUACAGAUUGUUGUCUGAGGCUAUUCGUAUACCGCAGUCAUUACUUAAACAAGAGGCCUUUAAAGAAGAUCUUCGAGAACUGAGGAUAGCAGAAGACUUCAUCACAGAUUUCUGCAGUGUGGUGUUUGGAAAUCGCCGUGCAGCUCUAGAAACAGCAACUUCUCAGAGGGAUCCCCACCUGCCUACAAUCGACGAAUUUAAGUGGAGAGUGGAUGUGGCCAUUUCUACAAGCUCGUUGGCCAGAGCACUGCAGCCGUCUGUCUUGAUGCGGAUGAAAAUGUCAGAUGGAAAUUUUCAUCAAUUUGAGGUGCCACCUGCUAAAUUCCAGGAGUUGCGCUACAAUGUGGCUCUGAUCCUCAAAGAGAUGAAUGAUCUGGAGAAGAAGAGCAUUCUCAGGAUCCAAGACUGAAAAACAUUCCAUUAUCAAUGAAAACAUUGAUAGUAAUAAGAAAAGAAAAUCUUAUUUCUGUUUUUAGUUUAAAAAAAUUAUCGAGCAGUAUUUUUAUACAUUACCCUUUCAUACUGUACAAACACAUACCAGCCACAGCAUUAGGUACACCUACAGAAUCCAAUAAGGUACAAUUAAACAAAUGUAAGGAGUA